CUUUUCUUAAGCCCGGAUUUUGAAAGCUUAAGGAGGAGGGAAGGGGAAGGGGAGGGGGGGCAAAAGCGUGUUUGGAGUGAAUAAAAGUAUUGCAUGGGUGCCACAGAAAGAUUGAGAUUAGGAGAAUCUCAACUCUGCCCUGCGAGAAAAAGCAUCUCCAGCAGCCGGGGCAGACCGCGACUCCUCCUCUAAUCAAUCAAGCAAAGGUUUCAUUAUUUUCAUCUCCGAAUUUCGCAAGAAAAAGAAACACUAGUACAAUUCCUAGUAUGAGUUUCCUACGCCGCUGAAAGCCCAAACAAAUCUCACCUAAACCCUAUCAAUGAUGAAGUGAAAUGAAAUGGGACGAAACGAAAGCGGCGUUGCUUUGCCGUGGGGGGCAAAACGGCGAGGCCUCGAUCGCAGCCCCUCCUAAUGUUGACCACCAAUUUUCCCUUGAGCAAAAAACUAAUGAUGGCGAUCAUGGAGGGCGUGUAAAUAAUUGCCCGUGUCCACCCGAUUAAAGAAGUGCAAACAGUCAAAUAAUGAUGAGCGGGGUGGGUGCACAAGUUUUACAGCCAGGCAGGCACCUUGAGAAAGCGAGCAUAAACUAAUGCCUGCGAGGGUUGGCAAUGUCAGGGAUGCCUCUUUACGCCUGCUCCUCUCCUCUGCUCCUGCUAUGCUAUGAGCGGUGCGGUGCGGUGCGAUGCCGAGCAAGUAAGUAACCCAGGCGGAGCGGGUCGUAACUGAAGGAAAGCAAAGGUAAACACCAUGAUUAAAGGGCUGUUAACAAAGGAAAGGUAAAGCGGGGACGGUUAAGGUGCCCUAACACAUUUUAAAGCUUGUUAAACAAAACAAAAAACUGGCCGUGGAUGGCGGUGGUGCCCAGUUUGUGACUAGGAGUAGGAGGAGGAGGAGCAGAGGGCUAAAGCGGUUUGUUAACCAUGCACAGAAACUAGUAGGGCCUCUCGUGGUGGUGGUGGUCAAGAAGAACUAGUAGUAGUACUAGCAGUGUAGUCCUACAAAUGCCACAAGCCUUUGCCUCCACACUCUCCCUCUAGCUAUGUAAGCAUGGUCUACGCGUCUCCCUCUUUUCCUAGCUCAUCUUCUUCCUACGCCUCUCGCCGGCACACCUAGCGCCACAAUCUGCAGCGGCCGCCUCUCCUUUUCUUGCCGUUUCUGUCCAUAGCCUCGCUGCCUUAAGAGCUUUUGCCCAUCGCAUUGCCCAUACGGCCCUGCCCGACCAGAGCACUUCGUCUUCCCUCUCGUCUGCCUCUCGGGUUCUUUCGGCCAGCGGAGGAAUCCAUUUGCUACGCUUGUUGUUGGAGCAGGCAGCUAGGUAGGAGCCAUGGACAUGAACGAGAGCAGCGAGAAAGGGAUGGAGGGCAAUGGGUCCUCUGGCCCCGGCGGCGGCAUCCCCGUGGAGUGGCAGAGCCAAUUCAGCGGCGGCGGCGGCUUCUCGGCGCACCAUCACCAGCAGCAUCCUCAUAUGAUGGACUCCUUCGCGUCCGGCAUGUGGCCGGCGGCCUCGCAGCACGGCGCGGGGUUCCUGGCGCCGGUGCCCGGCUUCCUCCCGCCGCCUGGCCUCGGGGGCCAUUUCCCGGUGGACUCGGGCUUCAUCGAGCGGGCCGCGCGAUCGUCGUGCUUCGUCGGUCCUGGCUCCGGUGGCGGGAUGAUGGGCGCUGGCGCUUUUGGCGGCGCGGGCGAUCAGCACAUGGGCAGCGCUUUCGGGGAGGGGUACUUGGAUCACCGUAGGAAGGAAGGCGGGGACAAGGCCGAGCCGGAGCUCGCCGGGAGCGGCGGCGUGCCGAGCUCGGAGGCAGCCGGCGGAGACUGCUCGUCCAAAGGGUCCGACUCCAAGAAGAGGAGAAGGCCCAGCGAGGUGAUGGGAGGUGAUCAGGUUCAGUCUUCCAACGUGGCCGCUGACUCCGCAAACGAGAGCGCCCAGAGCAAAGAUAAAGGCGAGGAGAGCAGCCCGGCGACGGGGACGACGACCGGCGGCAAGUCCAAGGGGAAGGGUGCCAAGGAGAGCUCCGAGAAGGAGGACUACAUCCAUGUCCGAGCCCGGCGCGGGCAGGCAACCAACAGCCACAGCCUCGCUGAAAGGCUAAGAAGGGAGAAGAUCAGUGAGAGGAUGAAGCUUCUACAGGACCUUGUUCCCGGCUGCAGCAAGGUCACCGGGAAGGCGGUGAUGCUCGACGAGAUCAUCAACUAUGUUCAGUCCCUGCAAAGACAAGUCGAGUUCUUAUCGAUGAAGCUGGCGACAGUAAACCCGAGGCUUGACCUCAACAUAGAAGGGCUUCUCUCAAAGGAUCUUCUUCGCUUCCCUGGGGUGUCCUCCUCGUCGAUGGGAUUCUCCCCGGAGAUGAUGCACCCGCAGCUGCAGCUGUCGCAGCCGGGGCUGAUGCAGGGAGGCGCCGCCGCCAUGGCGAACUCGGACGUGUUCAGAAGAAUCAUGCAAGCGCAACUAGGAGCAAAAGAUGGAUCCCAUUCACAGAUGGCCCACGCAUUGAAUGGCCCGUUCAGCGAUCACGUUGCGCAGAUGGCGUACCCGUCCAUGGGCUCCUCGCACUCGCACUCGCAGGACCUCAGCAUCAGGCCGUCCCAGGACGCCUACCAAAUGUGAUUGAUGCCAUCGCCAGCCAGCCUCCUGAAGAGCCACCCGGCCCGAGUUUGUUUGUCCAGCUAGCUGGCCUAGGCCUAGCCAUCAAUCAUCUGACCGCCAACGGGACGGGCAGCAGAGCAGAGGCCACAUGCACGAGCAAUAUGACCACUGAAGCUGCUGCCGCCCGUGCGUGCGUGCGUGCAGUGCACAGCUGGAGCCUUUAACUGCGCCGUGCGUGCGUGGCCGUGUGUAAAUCGAUCCAUGGAUGGAUCGGGCGUGUUCUUGUUGUAUUCGGGGCUGGAACUGGAAAAAGGGGGCCGAGCAGCCCCACGGGGAGAAAUGAAAUCCUGUGGCGUGGAAUGGAUGGGAA
Triticum aestivum (bread wheat) is the source of this 2951-nucleotide messenger RNA. Its product is annotated as transcription factor bHLH49. The transcript is spliced from 8 exons. NCBI's taxonomy places the organism in Eukaryota, Viridiplantae, Streptophyta, Magnoliopsida, Poales, Poaceae. The record is from RefSeq and is a predicted model, not a curated record. Gene Ontology annotation, molecular function: DNA-binding transcription factor activity; protein dimerization activity. Gene Ontology annotation, biological process: regulation of DNA-templated transcription. Bases 1325 to 2602 code for a protein of 425 amino acids. Gene Ontology annotation, cellular component: nucleus.